AUGGAUAGAUUUCGAUCAGUACGUGUAACCAAUGUUCCAAAAAGAACGAAACAUCAUUCAUCAUCCAAAGUCAUACCUAUCAAUGAUAAACGACAACAUGAAAACAUUCAUAUUGAAUCAUCAUCUGACAUGACGCCAUCAACUAUUUCAAAUCAUGCCUUUCAAUUCUCAUCUGGAGCAAUAGAUUUACGACAAGAGAAUAAAGACAAAAAGAAAAUAUUUCCAAAAGGAUGGAUUAUAAGUAUAGUGACUCUACUGAUAUUAAUAAUACUUGCUGUUGGUAUUUAUUUGAUUAUUCAUUUUACUAGUAGAACAGCAAGUACGACGAACGUUGUUACUCCUUCCCUUCGUUGGAACACAACAGGAGUAACUGCUGCUGGUGUAGGAGGUUCACCGGGUAAUAAUUCCAGUCAACUUAAUACUCCGGCUGAUGUAUCAGUAGAUUUUUCAAAUACACUUUAUAUAGCUGAUUACGGCAAUAAUCGAAUACAAAAAUGGUUGAGCGGUGCAUCGAACGGUACUACAGUUGCAGGGCAAGCCAGUGGAAUAUCUGGUUCAAAUGCGACUGAUCUACAACAUCCAGCUGGUAUACUUGUUGAUUCAACUGGAAAUAUUUAUAUAGCAGAUACCAACAAUCAUAGAAUUCAAUUCUGGGCAAAAGGUGCGUUGUCCGGAGUGACAAUUGCGGGAACAGGUAAGCCUUCAACACUAAUAGAAAUGCAUAUUCUAGUUUACUCAUCAAGAUCUAUUCGAAAUAUCUUUAUAAUACUAUAG
Molecule: messenger RNA, 774 nt
Organism: Rotaria socialis
Lineage: Eukaryota; Metazoa; Rotifera; Eurotatoria; Philodinida; Philodinidae
Source: the annotation of a GenBank genome assembly